UGCUGUGUGGUGUAAUGUGAAUAAGGGACACUACUGCAUAAUUUGAAUUGAGGGUACCAUUUUGUGGCCACAUUCUUCCCCACAAGACCACCCCCUUUUUCCAGUGCAAAUUAUCCCUAUUUUAAAUACCGGGUAAGGGCACUAAUUCACUUUCUGGCAAAGGGCACCAAAAUCUCUAGUUACAGUACUGGGGACAGGUUAGGGAUAAACACUAGAGGGAGAGUUAGGGGUUAGGUUUAGGGAUAGGGGUGAAAUCCAAAUGCUGGAGGAUCAGAGGUUUGACCCAGAAAUCAUAGUCACAUAACUGCCGGCUCCCAGAAGACACCGCCGAAGCCGCCAGCCACUGUUGGGCCCCCAGAGUUUAUGUCGGCAUUCUAACAUGUUGACAUCUCAUCACUGUUUACGUGAUGAAUGUCAGCAUGUCAUACCACACCCUGUAUCUAAAAUUCUGAGUAGUGUACCUGCACCUAUCAUAGAGUAGGUGUAAGUACCGAUGGUAUUAAUGAUGCAGUCGCAUCCAGCCAUCCAUACGCUGUAGGAGGGGUCUACAGUCCUACAGUAGAGGCCUAUAUUAGCCUACAUUUGCCGGCCAUUUGCUAUUCAUCAGCAUACAGAAUGUGUCCACAUUCGGACCUGCAUUUCAUUUAAAUUCAUUACAGAGGGUGCACUCUGUAAAAUGCACACACCUGAAUAGAACUGCAUGCAGCCUACUUAUAUUCCCUCUUUUUAAAUGUGUUCUCUAAAGUUGCCAAAUCUAUUUUGAAAUAAUUAAAACAAUGUACAACAGAGAGGAAAUAGGAUGUCUCCUCGUUACAGCCUUCGGUUUUGGACUCAACCUAAGCUUUGCCGUAAGGCAGAUCUCCAGACUGCUCCAGAGUUUAAUCUAUUAAUCUAUGUGCUAUUUAUUCAGACCAUACCAAAGGGCAUUAAGUAUGCAGAACCACACACACGACUUAUAAGCUGCAGUGCAGAAGUAGUUAAAAAUAUCUUUUUCUCAUUAUCUGUAUUUAUUUUCUGGGCUCUUAAGUUGAAAAUGUACCCAAAAGAAGACAAUUGGGAGAGUUGAGAUCUGAGGCUAGCAGAAUUAUAAUAAUAAUAAUAAAGAGCAGCUGUGUUAGAAUAGCAGGCCAUCUCCCAGCCCCUGGAGAAGAGAUGGUCCUACAGCCCAAACCCACACAGACACAUGUGCAAUACAUCAGCCGCGCUGGGGAACAGCUGGCUCCAGUUAGUAUGUCCCCUUUCCCUUUGAAUUUGACAUUCUUCUGAUCUCCUCAUCUGGUCAGCACAUGACAACCUCAUCCUCUGCCUGGUGCCCUAAAAUGAAAUGUGCAUAAAUCAGACGUAGAUUGAACUUCGUCCCUACAGUCAGAUCACAUGACUGGAAAGUUGAGAUCAAGUUAAUGUUUGCUCAUCUGGUGCUUACUAACCAUAUAUGGUCAAGAUGAGGGAGCAUAUUGUCCCACAGCUGGCAGCUGUCUUGUGCCUUAUUCUCUCGGGGAUAAGCAGGCUGGAUGCACAGGAAGACUCAGCUGACCUGGUUUUCCUCAUUGAUGGCUCAAAUAAUGUUGGACGCACGGGUUUCAACACCAUCCGUGACUUCUUGGUGAAUUAUGUGGAAAGGCAUUUGGAGGUGGGAAGGAGCCGAAUGCAAAUAGGAGUGGUGCAGUUUAGUGAUGAUACCAAAAUAGAAUUCACGUUGGAGGAACAUACUAGCAAACGUGAGCUUAUAGAUGCUAUGAAGAACCUACGGUACUCUGGCGGAGAAGAGUCGAAUAUGGGGGCCGCCAUUGAGUUUGUAGUGGAAAACAUGUUCAGCGCCGCUGGAGGCAGCCGAAGAGAAGAAGGGAUUCCUCAGUCACUGGUGGUGAUCACUGGUGGACCAUCAAGUGAUGAUCUGAGAGAGGCUGCCAAUUCUUUAAGACUUAAUAGUAUUAUCACAUUUGGCAUUGGCAUGGAAAGGGCAGACACCACUGAACUGCAGCAGGUUGCAACGGAUGACAGCUUUGUGUUUACCGUACCACAGGCCCAGGCGGUGGGUCAACUUGAGAGCCAAAUUGUGCCAUACAUUGCUGGGGUAGCCCAAAGGACCAUAAUCUUAGAGCCUCCAACUGUUAUUACAGAAGUUACUGAAGUCAACAAGAGGGACAUAGUGUUCCUGGUUGAUGGUUCCAGUGAUUUAGGACCGACAAGCUUUUCAGCAAUCCGUGAAUUGAUUAUAAAGAUUGUCAACAGGCUGGAAAUUGGUGCUGAUCUCAUUCAAGUGGGAUUUGCCCAGUAUGCCAGAGAUUUUAAACCCGAAUUCUACCUUAACACCUACAGUAAUAAAAAAGACGUUGUUGCACAAGUGAAAAAAAUAAAGCUCUUGAAUACCACACCAUUGAAUACUGGCGCGGCCCUGAGAGCUGUCCAAAGAGAUUUCUUUAUUGCCUCUGCUGGAAGCCGCGUGGAUGAAAGAAUCCCACAACUGCUCGUCCUCUUCACUGGUGGCCAGUCCAGAGAUGACAUUGUUCCGGCCUCACAGGAACUGAAGCGAGCAGGAAUACUGACCUUCGCUGUCGGGUCUAGGAGCGCUGACCUAGCCGAGCUCCAAGAAAUUGCUUUCGACUCCACAUUGGCUUUCCAGCCGACAGAAUUCCGUCAGGCUGCUCUACAAUCGUUAUUGCCUCAAGUGCUGACUCCUUUGAAAACACUCACAGGAGUCGUGAUUACUGAGGGACCAACCGAAGUAAUUAACCAAAGAGAUAUCGUCUUCCUGUUGGAUGGUUCGGUCAACGUUGGAAGUGCCAACUUUCCACUAGUAAGAGACUUUGUCAUCGACGUAAUUAACAACCUUGGUAUCAGCGGUGAAGGUACUCGAGUUGGCCUAGCCCAAUUUAGUGACACCCCCAGAACUGAGUUCUAUCUAAACACUAUGACCUCCAAAUCUGACCUUGUUGACCGUUUGGAACAGCUGAGAAUCAAGGGGGGUAAUGCCCUAAAUAUUGGUUCGGCAAUUCGAUUCGUUAUCGACAACCAUUUCACCAGAAGCGCGGGGAGCAGGAUAGAUGACAGGAUUCCGCAGCUUCUCUUGGUUCUAGUGGCUGGGAAAUCAACAGACAGCAUUCAGGCUGCUGCUUACGACCUCACCAGAUCGGGGGUGUUGACCCUUUGUGUUGGGGUCGGAAAUGCUGAUAGAGGAGAGCUGGAAACAAUUGCAUUCAAUCCAAGCCUGGCUUAUAGGGUGGAUGAUUUCAGUAUGUUACCUGGCUUCAGCCAGCAGAUUCUAACCCCUCUUACCACCUACGUUAGAGGAGAAGUAACAGAAGUGACAGAGACCACAGUGAGUGAAGAUCGCAAGAAGGAUAUUGUGUUUUUGAUUGAUGGAUCUAAUGAUGCCAGGUCUGGUUUCCCAAAUCUCAGGAGCUUUGUCCAGAGAGUUGUAGAAUACCUUGAUGUGGGUCAAGACAGAGUACGUAUUUCAGUUGUCCAGUACAGUGAUUCCUCCAGGCCUGUGUUUCUUCUUAACACCCAUGCAGACCGCCAAGAUGUCGUAAGAGCCAUUCAGAGUAUGUCUCCCAUUGGAGGCGCUUCAUUGAACACAGGAGCUGCUAUAGAGUAUGUGUCACAAAAUGUUCUUACCGAGUCAGCUGGAAGCCGAGCGGCUUUAGGAGUGCCACAGUUUCUGAUACUUUUGACAACUGGGAAGUCUAGAGAUGAUGUACGAAGGGCCGCCGCCUCUCUCAAGGCUGGUGGAGUUGUGUCAUAUGCCAUUGGAACCGGCAGAGCUGAUCGUGCUGAGCUGCAGACCAUCGCUUUCACUCCUGAUUUUGUUCUGUUUGUUCCCGAAAUCACUCAGCUGGAGAACGCUUACCAAACAUUCUCCCAACGAGUCAGCACAAUUUCUACAAGAGAUAUAACCACUCUACUUGAGUCAGUCCCAACUGUAACAGAGAGCAAAAAGGACAUCCUAUUCCUGGUUGAUGGUUCCAACAAUAUUGCUGGGAGGUUUCCCGUUGUACGAGACUUUGUGGCAAAUAUCAUAGGUGGUCUCAACGUCGGCCCAGACGAGACCCGUGUCUCUGUGGGCUUAGUGGGAGACAACGUCAAAGUGGAGUUCAAGUUUGACUCAUUUCGCACCAAGGCCGAGAUAGUCAGCGCUGUGCGGAAGAUGCGAUUCAGGCCGAGCAGAGAGUUCAAGCUUGGCGUUGCUCUUGACUAUGCUCAUGACACUCUCUUCACACCAGAGUCCGGAAGUAGAAUCCGAGAGGGUGUGCCGCAGUACCUAGUCUUGCUUGCUGCAGGGAAAUCUGCAGACAGUGUUGACCAAGCGGCCAAUAAGUUAAAGAGGUCUCGUGUUGUGACGUUUGCAGUGAAGACGGAGAGGGCUGAAUCUGAGGAACUGGAGAAGAUUGUUCUGGCACCACAGUUUAUUCUAUCCUCAGGCUCACUGGGAGAUCUCGCUAAUAUCCAAACCCAGUUUGUUAAUCUCAUUAAAACCGUCUCAGUCUCAAUCGAGGGGCCAACAGAUACAUAUGAUAUAAACAACAGGAAGGAUAUUGUGUUUUUGAUUGAUGGAUCUGAUGGUGGUAGAUCCAGCUUUCCAUCUCUUCGAACCUUUAUUCAGAGGAUGGUGGAGAACCUUGAUGUGGAUCAGGAUAGGAUCCGGAUUAGCGUUGUUCAGUACAGUGAUACCACAAGGCCCAAUUUCCUCCUUAACACUCACCCAGAUCGCCAAGCAGUCAUAGGUGCUGUUCAACGUCUAACCCCUAUUGGAGGAUCCCAACUGAAUACAGGGGCUGCCUUGGACUAUGUUACAACAAAUGUUUUCACCAGCUCUGCAGGAAGUCGGUCAGCUGAUGGAGUGCCCCAAUUCUUGAUUUUGCUGACUACUGGCAGGUCCAGAGAUGAUAUCAGGAGAUCCGCCGCAGAACUCAAGAGAUCUGGCGUUGUUCCAUUUGCUAUUGGAGUUCGUAAUGCUGAUUUAACUGAGUUGCAGACCAUCUCCUUCAUCCCAGACUUUUCCACUGCUGUGUCCGAUGUUAGCCAAUUGGGGGCUCUUUACCAGACCAUCACAACCAGAGUGUCUGAGCUUAAUGUGGGUGACAUAGAAAUUUUGAGACAGUCUCGCCCAUCAGUGACUUACCAAGGAGCAAAGAGGGACGUGGUGUUCCUUGUAGAUGGAUCAAGGGAUGCUACUCCUGAAUUUAGAAAUGUCAAAGAACUAAUUAGUCGGAUUGUGGAUACCAUGGACGUAAAUCCAGACAGUACGCGUGUGGCUGUUGUUCAAUACAGUGAAGAUCCCAAGGUUGAAUUCCUGCUAAAUGCACUGUCCACCAAAGAUGAGGUAAAAAAUGCAGUGAGAAGGAUGAAUCCAAAGGGUGGAUCAUCGGUAAACACUGGAAAUGCCUUAGAGUAUGUAUCUAAGAAUAUAUUCACACGACCAUCUGGAAGCCGGAUAGAGGAACAAGUCCCACAGUUCCUUAUUGUGACUUCCUCUGGACCUUCAUCUGAUGACGUAGAAGAAGGAGCAAAGCAGGUUAAAGAGUCUGCAGUGGUUCCUUACUUAAUUGGAAAGAACAUUAAUACAGAGGAAGCAAGUAAAAUAACUUUUGGACAGGAUUUCAUAUAUCGUGUAUCUAGUUUCCAGGAACUACCAGCAUUGGAGCAAAGACUGCUCUCUUCCGUCACCAGCCUGGACCAUGAAAAGAUAACUGAAAUAGUUGUAAGACAAUCAGGUCUCCCGUCAGGAGCUGAUCCAGAAGCAAGGGAUGUCGUCUUCCUAAUAGAUGGUUCCACAAGCACCGGUUCUGAUGGCCUAGCCAACAUUCGGGAUUUUAUCUUGAAGGUUGUUCAGAACUUCCAAAUUGGAGCCACUAAAGUUAGGGUGGGCCUGGUCCAAUUCAGUAAUGAGCCUACCACAGAAUUCUUCCUAAGGGCCAACAUGAACAGACUUGCCUUGGUCCAGAAUAUUCGUCGUCUACGACACCGGGGAGGUGCACCACUAAACAUUGGGAAAGCAUUGGAUUUUGUGGCAAAGAAUCAUUUUGUGAAAUCAGCUGGAAGCAGAAUAGAAGAAGGCGUUCCCCAACAUUUAGUACUUCUAACCGGUGGGAAAUCUGCGGAUGAUAUCAGUGGAUCAGUCAGAAUACUUGGGGACACAGGGAUCAGAUCUCUUGCUGUGGGAGCUGGUAGCGCUGACAGGGCUGAGAUAGCGACUAUUGUGUCAGACCCACGUUUUGUCUUCACCAUUAGAGAUUUUAAGGACCUUCCGACUAUUGAAAAUACAUUAACCCUGUCUUUUGAAGGCCCUGUUGAACCACCUCGGGGACCAUCAGAGCCGCAACCAGCAGGCCCUGUGAAGAAAGAAGCAGACAUAGUUUUCCUUGUGGAUGGCUCCAUGAAUAUGGGAAGAGAGAACUUCAAUGGAGUUCUCCAGUUUGUUUCAGGCAUAGUGGAUUCUGUAGUCGAGGAAGAGGACUCUAUUCAAAUUGGUCUGGCUCAGUACAACUCAGAUGUGACAGAUGAGUUCUUCCUAAAGGACUUCAGAAACAGGGACGAAAUCAUGGAUGCUGUGACGAAGGCAGAAUAUAAGGGAGGUCGUCUGGCUAGUCUAGGCACAGCUAUUCGUCACCUGCAGGAAAAGCACUUUGUUCAACCAGCAGGCAGUAGAAUAGGCACCAGUGCUCCUCAAAUUGCUUUCAUUAUCACAGGGGCUAAGUCAGUCAGUGACGGUCAAGUCGCUGCCCAGGCUUUGUCCAAACUGGGAGUUAAAGUCUUUUCCAUUGGACUGGGGAGCAUCAGUACUGAUGAAGUCUCCAAGAUAUCAAGUAAUGCCGCAAGUGCUUUCCGAGUGCCCAAUGUCCAGGAGCUUUCAGAGCUGAACGAGCAGAUCCUGGUAACUCUUGAAGCUGCUCUGCAAAAGAGGAGCGUUUGUCCAAAUAUACUGGAAACCGUUAAAGAUUGUAAUCUGGAAGUGAUUAUAGGGUUUGAUGUUGAUGUCAACCCUGGGCAGAACAUCUUCAGUGUUCAGGGGGAAAUGCAGACCAAACUUAAGCAGAUACUGGAACACAUCUCCAACAUGGAGAAAAUAAGCUGUACGGGUGACAAGAAACCGUCGGUGAAAGUGGCCAUCUUGUCACAGGGGAGGACAGGAGCGGUGGAAGCCUUCGACUUUUCAGACUACCGCAUAGAACUGUUUGACAAAGUACUGGCAAUGGGCACGCGAGGGCCAUUCGUGCUGAAUGGACGGACGCUACAGUCCUAUCUGAACAAAUUUAAGGUGUCUGGAGAAGACACCAGCAUUAAGGUGGUUAUUCACAUGACAGAUGGCAUCGAUGCAAGCAUGUCUGAACUACAGCAAGCUUCCGCGGCUCUGCAGAGAGGAGGAGUGAGGGCUCUGCUUUUGGUGGGGAUGGAAAGCGUCCCCAAGUUUGACCAAGUGAUGCAGUUAGAAUUUGGCAGAGGAUUCACCUACAAAAACCCUCUGAGACUGAACCGAAGAGACCUGAACUACGAGAUCAUUGAGGAACUGGAUAACAUUGCAGAGAAAGGAUGCUGCGGAAUCCCUUGCAAGUGCGCCGGACAAAGAGGUGAUAGCGGACAUAUAGGCAUCAUUGGACCAAAGGGUGGACCAGGUCUGAAAGGACACCAAGGCUUCCCAGGAGAGGAAGGAGGACCGGGUGAACGUGGUCCUCUUGGUGUAAAUGGAACUCAAGGUUUUCAGGGAUGUCCUGGUCCUCGAGGAAGCAAGGGUUCACGUGGAUACUCUGGAGAUAAGGGUGAAAUAGGAGAAAUUGGCCUGGAUGGAAUUGAUGGAGAAGAAGGCAAAAGAGGUGGCCCCGGACCUGCGGGAGAGAUAGGAAGCGGAGGACCACGGGGAGACAAGGGUCUGAAAGGACAAAAGGGAGAGAGAGGAGACCAAGGACUGCGAGGUGAUCCGGGUGAGUCCGGAACAGAUUCUACUCAGAGAGGAACGAGAGGACCCAAAGGAGAAGCAGGAAGUGUGGGAGAACCUGGAAGAGAUGGAGCAGCUGGACAGCCGGGCGGCCCAGGGAAAAUUGGAGCACAGGGUCGCAGGGGACCUCCAGGAGUUAAGGGUAACAAUGGAGGCGCUGGUCUUGCCGGUGGAGUGGGAGAGCAGGGGCUGAGGGGCCCUCAGGGUCCUCUAGGACAACAAGGCACCCCAGGAACCAGGGGAGAGCAGGGAAGCCCAGGACCAAGGGGUGCAGGAGGAACUCCUGGACCUGCUGGUGAUCGCGGCAGACCCGGGCAACUUGGACGCAAGGGUGAACCUGGAGACAUGGGACCCAAAGGCUCUGAUGGACCUGUCGGACCACGUGGAGAGACAGGAGAUGACGGACGGGACGGAGUUGGCAAACCAGGACUCAAAGGCAGAAGGGGCGAAACUGGAUUCCCUGGAUACCCGGGAGUAAAGGGAGAUCCCGGUGAUAAAGGAUCAAACGGCGAGCUUGGACUCAAAGGAGGCAGAGGCCGCAGGGGCAACGCUGGGGAGCAGGGCAUAGGUGGCCCUCCAGGAGACUCAGGAUACUCGGGACCAUCUGGCCUAAAAGGGGAAAGAGGAGGCACGAGAGAUCAAUGUGCUCUCGUGAAGAAGAUCAAAGACAACUGUCCUUGUUGCUAUGGUCCAACAGAAUGCCCUGUGUUCCCCACUGACCUUGUGUUUGCUAUUGACACCUCCUCGGAUGUCAACCGCAACCAGUUUAACAACAUGAUGGAGACAGUUCGGAGGAUGGUCAACCAGCUGACAAUAACAGAUAGCAACUGCCCUAGGGGAGCCCGGGUCGCCCUGCUUACCUAUAACAGUGACGUCACCACAGAGGUUCGCUUUUCUGAAGGCCUGAAGAAGUCAGCUCUGCUCCGCGAGAUCCAGAACUUGCAGUUAAUAUCAAACACCAAGCAGAGGAGCCUGGAUGGGGUCAUGUCCUUUGUGGCACGGAACACUUUUAAGAGGGCACGUGGAGGAUUCUUAGCAAGAAAGGUGGCCGUCUUCUUCAGCAAUGCCGUAACAAGAGCCUCGCCGCAGCUCAAUGAGGCCGUGCUCAAACUGUAUGAUGCUGGUGUGUCCUCAGUAUUCCUGACAACCAGGGAAGACCGGCCCUUGGCCAAUGCUCUGAAGAUUAAUAACACGGAAGUGGGUCAAACCGUCUUGCUCGCCACCGGAGCUCAGUGGAAUGAAACUAUCCGCAAGGUACUCUCCUGCCAUGUGUGUCUGGAUGUCUGUGAGCCACCCAGUGAAUGCGGAGUUGUUAGGAGGGGAGACCUCCGUUAUAGGCGCUCAGCUGCCACUGAUGUAGAUAUUGACCUAGCCUUUCUGCUAGACAGUUCAGAAUCCACAAAUCCAGCUCAGUUCGCGGAGAUAAAGAGGUUUGUGUCACAUGUGGUGGCACAGCUGGAGCUCAGCCCAGAUCCUAAAUCAUCCUCCCAUCAUGCACGCAUCUCUGUUCUCCAACAAGCCACCUAUGAGCACCAGGCCAACGCAAGCUUACCCCCUGUGAGAAUAGACGUUGGGCUGACUGAGUACACCGAGAAAGAAAAGCUUCAAGAAUUUAUCCAAAAGAAGAUGACUCAGCUGCACGGAACACUGUCUCUGAACAACGCCAUCAAGUACAUGGUGGAACAUGUAUUCGAGAGCGCUCCUAAUCCCAGGCCCUUGAAGGUCAUCUUUCUUAUACUGACCGGAGAAGUGAAGGCUCACGAACUCAAGCUGCUUCGUCAAACAGUCAUCGAGGCCAAGUGCAAGGGGUUCUUCUUUGUAAUGCUAGGCAUAGGAAAGAAAGUGAACAUUGGGCACCUGAGUCCACUGGCUAGCGAGCCACAAAGUGUUUUCUCCAAGAAGGCUGAUAAGGGGUCAGAGCUACAUGAGGAGACUCUUCUGAGAUUUGGGGUACAACUGCCCUCAUACAUCAGCAGUGAAAACGCAUUCCAUCUGUCUCCCGAAAUCCAGAAGCACUGCGAUUGGUUCCAGAAUGACCAGCCUCCAAAAGCCACAGAGAAUGAGAAUACCAAUGAAGAGACAGACAACGCUGUAGUACCCAAUGAGCUACUGUCCAGUAAAAAACCACCGGUUGUGACAGCAGGGGCAAGCACCGACCCCCCUGCAGAUUAUACCCCGACUCCGGAAAUUCCAACCGUGUCAGGUAGUGAUCUGCAAGUAACGGAAGUAACAGAGCACAGCGUAAGCCUAAGCUGGGCCAGCUCCGACCCCAUGAGGACCCAUGACUUUGAGCUGAGCGUUUCCUCACUACCUGACCAGACUCUACUUCUGAAGCAGAAUGUAACUGGCACCGAGAGGCUUGUGGCGGGACUCGAGAGUGGGCACCUUUACCAGGUCACCGUUACAGGGCAGCACAAGAACCUUGGCAUGGUCACUGACCAAGCAGUAUUUACUACAAGUAAAUCUGAGCCCGAGGCUGAUGAUGUGGAGAGCUCUGAUAAGAUAGUGAGCACAGAGCCUCUGGACACUCCUACAAUAGAUCCUUGUGAGCUAGAUCUGGACAUGGGCAACCAGUGCAAGGAGAAUGAGGUUAAAUGGUUCUUUGACAAGACAAACAAGAUUUGCAAUCAGAUUUGGUAUGGUGGGUGUGGUGGCAAUGCCAAUAGAUUUGAUACAGAAGCUGAAUGCAUCAGUAGGUGUCAAAAGACAUCAGUUGAGAAAAACAUUCUACCAGCGCUGGAAAGGAAAGCACUAGCAGUGGGUCCUGAGGUCUGUAUGUUGCAGAAGGAGGAAGGUACCUGCAGGGAGUUUCUUCUGAAGUGGUACUAUGACCCAGAAACCAAGAGCUGUGCCCGGUUCUGGUAUGGUGGCUGCGGAGGAAACGAGAACCGGUUCGGCACACAGAAAGAAUGUGAAAAGAUUUGUAUUCCAGCACCUCUGAAUCCUGGUGUGGUCUCCGCAGUUGGAACAUAAGGGACCCCGAGUCUUACCUCUAGAGGAGACAGCCCAGGAUGCACUGCCCCUCCUCUCACCCUCUGCCCCUUACCAGUUUGCCCUCGCAUAGUGUGAGGGAGGCUCACAAGGUUUAUCAAUAUGGUGCUAAUAUUUCUGUGGACUUGGUGCAGACUUUGGCGGGAAAACGAACCCUUUCACUGCUCUAGAGAGCCCGGCGGUACAAACCCCCUUCAUGCCCUGUAGAGCAAUUCUGUACUGAUCUCUACAGCGUUGAAAGGAUUAUUAGGCAAUCAGUCAGCGGUUGAUACCUGUCAGAGUUUAUUUUCGAUGUCAAGGGACCCCAGGAAUAGAUUAUAGCCCAACGAUCUCUAAAAACACCUGCUUCUCCCUCGCACCUCCCUUCUCUUCACUAUCCUGUCACCCUGUUGCUGCCCUUCAUUUUCCACCACAUCGUGAGCUCCGGAAAAGAACUGUGAGACCCUCUAAGCAUUGGAAGAUUAAAUAUUGUUUCUAGUAUCAACACUUAAACUUCAACUGUUCAUAGCGGGUCCCUUGAAAAAUGACAGGUGUCAUCCCUUUCUCCGCCAGUAGGGGGCCUGUAAAACAUUGCAGAGCAGUGCUCUACAGGUUCUCUGGCAACAUUGGGCUAAAGAGCUUUUAGGUUUUACCACUUGGGAUGUAAAAAGGAUAACUGCAAGAUAGCUGCAAGUAUUGCAGGCUGAGCGAGAGAAUACAUUUGUUUGGUUGGGUCUAUUAUUGUUAUUUGUGUUUGUAAACUUUGGGUCGGGAAAUUACUUGUUAUAAAUUUGGGAAUGUUUUUGGUAUUUUUAUUUUUUUUUAAAGAAGGGAGAUGAGUCAAAGUUUGAAUAAAGAAUGAAGAGGUGUUUAA
Pseudophryne corroboree (corroboree frog) is the source of this 11777-nucleotide messenger RNA. RefSeq names its product collagen type VI alpha 3 chain (gene COL6A3). Gene Ontology annotation, molecular function: protein binding; serine-type endopeptidase inhibitor activity. The transcript has 46 exons. Lineage: Eukaryota; Metazoa; Chordata; Amphibia; Anura; Myobatrachidae. Bases 1433 to 10906 code for a protein of 3157 amino acids. The record is from RefSeq and is a predicted model, not a curated record.